Messenger RNA from Drosophila sulfurigaster albostrigata, 759 nucleotides. RefSeq lists its product as uncharacterized. The record is from RefSeq and is a predicted model, not a curated record. Lineage: Eukaryota; Metazoa; Arthropoda; Insecta; Diptera; Drosophilidae. The coding region runs from base 48 to 578 and encodes 176 amino acids. The transcript is spliced from 2 exons.
CUGUAGUCACACUGUUUACAAUAGUAAAAAAACAUUUGUUGUGGAAGAUGAAAUCUACAAAAUUGAAACGAAAUUUUUGGCUCACUGCCGAAAUAGAAUGCAUGCUAAAUCUAAUUAGGGAGGUAAAAUUGGAACAAGGAUCCGCACCAAGUACAACGACGCAUCAUACCUUCACUCAGAUUGCUAGCAAAAUGAAAAAACAUGGAUUUCCCAACAAGUCACCGACGCAAGUGCGUCGAAAAUGGUUUCAGAUGAAGUCCGCAUAUCUUUGCUAUAAAAAGGGGAACGUAGAUCGCCUAUUUUUAAUACCGGAGAAGUUUCGCAAUGUAAUAGCACAGUUUGUUGAAAAUGGUAGUAAAAUGGUAUCUAGCCCGCAACAGCAACCUGCUGAGCGAAAAGUGAAGCCAAAAGUUGCAGUGCCUUUGUCAGCUGUGGAUACAUUUAUGGCGCAGAUAAAGCAGAACAAUAAACUAUUGAAUGCUGAGUUCAACAAAUUGGAAGAGACACUCUUGAAUUAUGAACAACGGUGUCAAAGUAUGCGAGAUUACAAUAUUAUUAAAUACAUCAAUAAUUACUAGAUUUCUGAAUAGUUAAUGUAUGAAGAAAUAGAUAUUUAAUUUAUUUUAUAAUUGAUUAGUUUAAUAGUUAUAAAAAUACUUUAUGUGCAAUAGUUUUUUAUACUCAACGCUUUCCAUAUAUUAUUAAAACAUAUAUAUUAGGGAGUUUUAAAUUUUUUGAAUAAAAACAAAAUCAGCUGCA